Pyricularia grisea is the source of this 270-nucleotide messenger RNA. RefSeq lists its product as uncharacterized. The transcript has 2 exons. The record is from RefSeq and is a predicted model, not a curated record. Lineage: Eukaryota; Fungi; Ascomycota; Sordariomycetes; Magnaporthales; Pyriculariaceae. Bases 1 to 270 code for a protein of 89 amino acids.
AUGUACGCCGAGACCGACGACGUCGGCGUCUCGACAACGCCGACUGUAGCGAUGGGAAUUUCACCGUCGGCGGCACGCGUGUAUCGGGCCCGUUGCGCGGCGCAAGCAGAUACCACCUGUCAGGUUACAUGCGACUGGGGGCGUGACUCGCAUGUUGCGAAGCGGCAAGAUCAAGCACAACCUCCAGUGUCACAGAUUAUGAAGAUCAUUAGCGUAUCAGGCAACGAAAAGUUGCUCAACAGCCUUGCUGUGAACAUGGGGCUUUUGUAG